Messenger RNA from Gamsiella multidivaricata, 1581 nucleotides. RefSeq lists its product as uncharacterized. NCBI's taxonomy places the organism in Eukaryota, Fungi, Mortierellomycota, Mortierellomycetes, Mortierellales, Mortierellaceae. The coding region runs from base 1 to 1581 and encodes 526 amino acids. Gene Ontology annotation, biological process: inositol biosynthetic process; phospholipid biosynthetic process. The transcript has 2 exons. The record is from RefSeq and is a predicted model, not a curated record. Gene Ontology annotation, cellular component: cytoplasm. Gene Ontology annotation, molecular function: inositol-3-phosphate synthase activity.
AUGCCUCCAUUCGCCGCUGAACAAGCCUCUGCUGCCGCUCCCUUGGCCUUCAAGGUCAACAGCAAGAACGUCCAGUACACUGACUCCCACAUCAUUGCGGACUAUGCCUACGAGAACGCCACCGUCACCAAGGGCGUCGAUGGUUCUUACUCCGUCAACCCCACCGCUGUCAAGUACACCUUCAAGACCGAUGCCAAGGUCCCUCGCGUUGGUCUCAUGAUGGUCGGAUGGGGUGGAAACAACGGAUCGACCUUGACCGCUUCCAUCAUCGCCAACCGCCACAAGACCAUCUGGCACACCAAGGAGGGUGUUCAGGAGCCCAAUUACUUUGGAUCCGUCGUCCAGGCCUCGACCUUGAAGCUCGGUGUUGACGCCAAGGGUAACGAUGUCUACAUUCCCUUUUCAGACAUCCUGCCCAUGGUCCACCCCAACGACCUCGUCCUCGGUGGUUGGGAUAUCUCGUCCUUCAACCUUGCUGACUCCAUGGUCCGUGCCCAGGUCCUCGACUACGAUCUCCAGCGCCAGGUCAAGGCUGAGAUGGCCACCCUCAAGCCCCUUCCCUCGGUCUACUACCCCGACUUCAUUGCCGCCAACCAGUCCGACCGUGCUGACAACGUCCUCCCCGGCAACGACAAGCAUGCUCACGUCGAGCAGAUCCGUGCCGACAUCCGCAACUUCAAGGCCGCCAACCACUUGGACAAGGUCAUUGUGAUCUGGACUGCCAACACUGAGCGUUUCUCUUCUCUCUUGGACGGCGUUAACGACACCGCCGAUAACUUGCUCAAGGCCGUCAAGGAAUCGCACGAGGAGGUCUCGCCCUCAACCGUCUUUGCCAUCGCCUCGAUCCUCGAGAACACCCCCUUCAUCAACGGAUCGCCCCAGAACACCUUCGUUCCCGGAUGCAUCGAGCUCGCUGAGCGCCACAGCGUUUACAUCGGAGGUGACGACUUCAAGUCUGGCCAGACCAAGGUCAAGUCGGUCAUUGUCGACUUCCUCGUCAACGCCGGUAUCAAGCCCAUUGCCAUCUCGUCCUACAACCAUCUCGGUAACAACGACGGCAAGAACUUGUCAGCUCCCCAGCAGUUCCGCUCCAAGGAGAUCUCAAAGUCGAACGUCGUCGAUGACAUGGUCGCUGCCAACCACAUCUUGUACAAGGAGGGCGAGCACCCCGAUCACUUGGUCGUCAUCAAGUACAUCCCCGCUGUCAAGGACUCGAAGCGUGCCCUGGAUGAGUACGUCUCGGAGAUUUUCAUGGGCGGUCGCAACACCAUCUCGAUGUACAACACCUGCGAGGAUUCUCUUCUUGCCUCGCCCUUGAUCUUGGAUCUCGUCAUCCUCACCGAAUUGAUGACCCGCAUCCAGUACAAGACUGAGGAUAUGGCCGAGUUUGCUCCCUUCAACUCUGUCUUGUCGGUCCUGUCCUACAUGUUGAAGGCCCCCUUGGUCCCCCACGGCACCCAGGUCGUCAACGCUCUCUCCAAGCAGCGCAGCGCCAUGGAGAACAUCUUCCGUGCCUGUGUCGGUCUUCCUCCCCAGAACGACAUGCUCCUCGAGGCCAAGACCCAGGCCAACCGCCAGUAA